AUGCAGGCGCAUGAGGCUCGCUUGCCUGGUGCUCUGACAUCGCAACAGCCCAAUACACCCACCUUGGGCCAUUUUCCAACAGAAGCAGCUGGGCAGAUGCAAUCGGUGUCGCAAAGGAGCAGCCUGACAGGGAGCCAGCGCAAGGCAAAGGAUGAGGGCAGACAGGCGCCCAAGGACGAGCUUAAUCUGCCCUUACCCCCUCUGCAUCUAGACUUCAGUGUGAAGGGCGACGGUUCGCGACCUCUGUCAUGGCAACGCUACCACCGCCUUGGGACCCUUCAAGAUGCUUCGGCAGCCGUCAUUGGCAAAGGUGGCUUUGGGACCGCAUACAGGUUCAACCGCGAUGAUUCCUUUACGCCGCCCGAAAGUCUUUCGUCGACGAACCACAGCAGCGACCAGCCGAGCAUUGCGUUUCACGGCCGCAGAUCCCACCAGCAGCAUCGCUCAGACGAGGUUGAUCCAGCUCUGCUUCGAAACCAUCAGCCACAACAGCUGCCACACCAUGGCAUGGAGGACGUCACCGAUCUGCGAAGGAUGGCAAUCUUCAAGACGUCUGAGGAGGGGAUGCCUGUCUCUUCGUCGAGGGCACACUACACGCACUCGGCACCAGCAUCGCCCAUUUUGCCUGCACACCCUGUCAAGACUGGCCUGGCGAGGUCAUCCAGCGGUGGACAGGCACAACCGCGGUCUGCUAGGGCGCCCGCCGUCAUCGUCGUCAAGGUGUGUCGCACACCCACGAAUGGAUCCUACGACGAGCUUCCAAAGACGGGCUUCGGCCGCCACGAAGCAAAGACGGCUGCCCAGGAAAUUGCAGCGGGCAAUCCAGUGGGCCAACACACGAGAAUUGUUCGAGGCGAGGCCAGACUCUUGCGCUACCUCCAACUCAUGCACUCCCUUGAAACGUCCCACCUCGCACACCGACCACGGCUUCCUAUCGUCAAGCUCCUCGCCGACCUGGCUCACGGUGACUACGACGAUGGCCGUAAUGGCCCACCGGUGCCUCGGCUCCUCGUCUUUGAGCGCCUGGUCGACCUCGACGCCGAGCUGACUCCCAAGGGAUGGGCUCGAGGUAAGCAGCUGUGGACCAUCGAAAAGGUCGAGAGCGUAUGCAAAGAUGUCAUAUGCGGUCUCAAGUUUCUUCACGACCAUCACAUUGCCCACGGUGAUCUUAAACCAAGCAACUUCAUGCGUGACGCCAAGACGGGCCAUGUCAAACUCAUCGACCUCGGUGCCUCACGAAGGUGGGUCCGGCUGCACAACGCUGAGAAGGAGCGCACGUCGGCGGUCGAAGAGUUCGACUGCGCGGUGCGUGAGGGCGUCGUCGAGCCGCAAUUGCCGGGCAGCAUCGUCUGCGAAGGACUCGGCUCGCUUACCGGCUCGCCACACUUCAUGGCGCCCGAGGUACUGCUCCAGGCAGGCCGCUACCUUGCUGCUGACGGCAUAGCGCGGAAUCUCCUCGAUGACUACUUUGUCGACAAGAGUCGCCUGCCGCCCGUGCCCAGUGCCCGUCUCUUCGAUGCGGCCGUCGACGAAUUUCGGAGAGGGUGGGGCACAAAGGCAGACGUCUGGUCAUGGGGCUGUUCCGUCAUUUCCCUCCUGCUGCGGACACUGCCCAAGGAUGAGAGGCCAAGCUACAGCACGGCAUGCCCCUUUGACUUCUCCUUCGAGGUCAACUGCGAUGCACUGGAGCCUAUGUGGGAGCUGCACGAGUCGAAUGCGACGCUGCCUCGCUUUCACCAAUGGGCUCGCAUGUAUCCGCUGCGUAUCAUGGAGACCAUCUACCAGGGCAUCAAGCUGCCACACUAUGCCGCCCUGCUGUCGCCGCCUCUGCGAGAGGCACUGCAAGCUUGCUUUUUGCUCCAGCUGCCCAGACCGUCGUCGUCGGAUAUUUGUGCCUUCUUUGAGCAGAUGGCCAUCCUUCCCUCUACAACGGACAACGGUGAAUACGCCAUCAACGAGCACCACCGGCAUCACAGCCUCUACCAACACGAGCAGCAGCUCCCCAAUCAUCUGAUCGAAAACCGAGCAGCGUCACCUGCACUGCUGAGUCCAUUGUUCAGCACCCAUCUGCUCGCCGGUGUGCGCCAUCCAGGCAAUACAUCGUACGUGUCGCAUCCGGACUCGAUCCAUAACAUCGAUCUGGCUUCCUCAGUUGGGGGCAUCUCGGAGCAUCAGCAGGCACCUGCGACCGGCGCCUCGGCUUCGGCGAUGAUGCAGUCUCCCAUUCGCCCAGCGCACUCGCUCUACAACCGGCCUGACCAGUCGCAGAGUCAAGUCGCACUGCCCUCGCCCGCCCUCCGGCCGGGACCGACGACGGACCCCUUCGCGCGCUAUACGGGUCGCUCCCCAGUCACCACAACCGUUGGGCCUACUCGCAGCCCUAUAUCUGUAGCGCUUCCGCUCGAGAUGCAGAGUCAGCACCAACACCCGCAGGAACACCAGCACGAUGAACGAGCACAGCAUCAUCCGGCGGCAGAUAAACAGGUCUACCUCGAUCCGUUUGACGAAGAAGAUCGCCGUCGAUCGCUCCAGGUGGCUGGGACGACAAUGCCGACAAAGUCGGAAAGUCAAGACCGUCCCCGUUCACCUUGCCAUGAUAUCUCUCCAGAUCAAGCCAUGAGCUCGCCACGAUCUCCAGACCAGAAACAUAACGAGAUAUCAGCAAGUAAAUCGAAGGAACCACAAGAAGAGCAGCUGCAACGAGUUGUGGAGGAGGAGAGAGAAGAGAAGGAGAAACCGAUAAGGCCUAUCGAGACCCCUUCGACGCUCUUCUCGAUUCCCCAGGUCCAGCCGCCAGACGAUGACAGCGAACAGAGUGGAGAGGUCAGACAUCGAGAUUAUGCCAAGGAAACUACGGCAGAGAGGCACAAGGAGCCCCAGAAGGAGCAGCAAUACUGCGACAUCAAUUUGCGUAGUGGCGAGAAUUCGGUGCUGCCGAAGAGGGAGCCGGCUAAAAAGAAGUCAACAACACUUCUCAAGUCUCUCCUGCCCUUUCAUAAGAGCUCUGGCAGCCAUCGACUGUCGCAGUUUCCCACGUCAACGCCAUGGAAGGAGGGCGACAGGUGCGAAGUAGAGAUGCUUGAGGAAACGUCAAGUGCGCCAAGACAGGGGACAAGAGAUGCUGAAAUGUCAUUCGUGGCAGAGAGCAGCGGCAUCUUGGCCCAGGAACAAUCGAUGAACUACUCGCAGCCGUCCGAGGACCAAGAAGGACGAUCAAUGCACUCAGACGGUGGCGCCUUCCAUCCCCCUCCGCCCAUUCUGGUCCCUCCACACAAGCGUACGCAAAAGGAGCGCUCCUCUCGUCGUCCAAGCGGUGCACCUGAUCCGACGUCGUCUUCGGAAAUGCCGUUACAGCAAGAGACGAAUGCAACAGAGCAGACCGAUACUGCUGGCCCAAGUAUCGUGAAGUCAAUUGCUUCGCAAGUGAGAUCGACAAGCAGUCCGAUCGAAACAUCUCGUAGCAGGUCAAAUACUGCUUUGAGAAGGUCUAACCAGUCGCAUCAGCGUACGGAGACGUCCGAGACGCCUGCAUCCCCAGCCUCAUUGACGAUAAAGAAAUCGUCUCGACUUCGGGUCUCUAGGAGCUUUGCCUCCAUUCAAGAGGCGGCACAACACGCUGGCCAUUUCAUCAGCUCAGCGCUGGCUCCUGGACGAUUGUCAAAGCCGAGCCCCCCUAAAUCUUCAUGCAUGAAUGCGGCCUCUUCAACAACCUCGCAAACUUCCUCGAGGACAGGGACAGCCUCUACUUCUUCGAUGGUUUUGACUGCGGCGGGUCAAGCCUUCGAUGCUGACCAGGUAAACGCGGACCUGGAAGAUUCCCGCUCGUACACCGCAGAGGUUGGCGCUUCAGAAGAAGUAUUGGCCCCUGUCGUUGACGGACAAGCAACUCCUGUCGCAGCCCCUCUUGUCAGCGACUCUCACGCUUCCAUCGAGCAUCGUGCAACGACCCUUACCUCACCCACCGCUCGAAGCCACCCAGAUCAUAAUGAGGUCGGCUGCGGCGGCGUCGGUGCUUCAACGUCGUCUUCACCUUCUUCAAACACUUCCUCGACAGGCGGAAGAAAGGCGAAGACGUUCAGUCUCAUGUUUCUCCGCAGCGCGAGCCACAGCAAGAAAGCCAGCUAG
Messenger RNA from Acaromyces ingoldii, 4125 nucleotides. RefSeq lists its product as hypothetical. Gene Ontology annotation, molecular function: ATP binding; protein serine/threonine kinase activity. Gene Ontology annotation, biological process: protein phosphorylation. The transcript is spliced from 3 exons. Bases 1 to 4125 code for a protein of 1374 amino acids. The record is from RefSeq and is a predicted model, not a curated record. NCBI's taxonomy places the organism in Eukaryota, Fungi, Basidiomycota, Exobasidiomycetes, Exobasidiales, Cryptobasidiaceae. Gene Ontology annotation, cellular component: cytoplasm.